This is a messenger RNA of Misgurnus anguillicaudatus (oriental weatherfish), 2149 nucleotides long. RefSeq names its product 4-galactosyl-N-acetylglucosaminide 3-alpha-L-fucosyltransferase 9-like. NCBI's taxonomy places the organism in Eukaryota, Metazoa, Chordata, Actinopteri, Cypriniformes, Cobitidae. Gene Ontology annotation, molecular function: alpha-(1->3)-fucosyltransferase activity. Gene Ontology annotation, cellular component: membrane. The record is from RefSeq and is a predicted model, not a curated record.
CCAGUUCUUCAUGGUUGGCAAUAUCAACUGCGACGCAGUUCCCCAGUGGAAAACAUGUUUAAGGAAGCUCACAUAUUUAUUUUUGUUCAGUGUUUGUACAUCUUGUGUAACCCACUGGGUGGCUUAUUUCACAAACACAGCUGGAAAUAUUUCUCUUAAACUAUUAAUAAGGAGCUUCUAAUAGAGAUCAAAUUCAUCCUGUUUAAGUCAUAAAAUGUUGAGCUCAAGUUUGUCUGGAUCUCUGCUUUACCGUCUAGCUGUUAUAGUGGCAGUCGCUGGUCUCUUCUCCCUGAUCGCCAUGUUUGCAUGGACUUCACCACUGACUGCCUGUCUAUCUUCAAAUAAGUCUGGCUCAAUUAGAGAACACAUAGUGAAGAACAACUCGCUUGUUGAAGCGGUGGUUGACAAACCUGUACUUCUGUUAUGGGUCUGGCCUGAAAAUUACAGAUUCAGUCUGAGUGACUGUAAAACUAUUUACAACAUCGAUGGCUGUCACCUGACGGAUAAUAGAUCCCUCUAUGAAAACUCAGAUGCUGUGCUUUUUUUCCAUAAAGGUAUUAGUCUAUCCUCACUUCCUAAAUCACCUCGCCCUCCAUUCCAAAAGUGGAUAUGGAUGAAUGUCGAAUCGCCACACAACACACGUAAAUUUCCAGGAACUAGCAACCUGUUUAAUCUGACUCUCAGUUAUAGAGAGGAUUCUGACAUUCCUGUGCGGUCACGACUGAUCAGCAGAAAGAUCCCAGAUGAGAAUUUUGAAAUUCCCAAAAAGGAAAAACUCGUCUGUUGGAUUGUGAGUAACAAGGCUAAGUAUACAGGUGCUGGCAUAAGAGAAGCUUAUUUCCAAGAACUUAGCAAGUAUGUCAAGGUAGAAGUGUAUGGAAAAGCUUAUGGAACCUUCCUGGAUUAUAAAAACUACUUUCCCACCAUAGCUAGCUGUAAAUUUUAUCUCUCCUUUGAGAACUCCAUUCACAAGGACUACAUCACUGAGAAGUUAAAUGGACCUCUUUCAGUAGGUACUGUACCUGUGGUGCUGGGUCCUCCCAGAAAAAACUAUGAACGGUUCAUACCGGGUGACUCCUUCAUUCAUGUGAACGACUUUCCAGAUGCAAAGGCACUUGCAGAAUAUCUUACGCGUCUGGACCAGGAUGAAGAAGCCUAUCGCAAGUACUUUAACUGGAGGAGAUAUUUCUCAGCACGACCUCAUUUAAUAUUAAAGAACCAAGAGUUUGUUCUGGCUAUUUGUACGGCCUGUGAAUAUGUAGGAAGGCACAGGGAAUAUAAACAAAUUCCCGAUAUCUAUGAAUGGUUUUUCAACUAAUGUCACUGCUAAUGCAUGUUACAGCUAUGAGGAAAUAAAUCAUCGUUUUCAUUAUAUUCUUUAUAUGAAUACAUAAUUUUGGUUUUCUGGUAAAACAUCCCUGUAAUAUUUUAAAUGUAUGAUUUUUGUAUAUUUCAUAAUUUGUCCAAAGUCGUCUUCUAUAUGAAUAAAUGAAAAUGUGUGUGUGGGUUCAUUAUUCUGGGACACUGUCCAUAUAAAAUACAUAUUUCCAAUUGACUGGGGUGGUGCAUUUUAAUUGAAGUCAAGUGCUGUACUGUGAUUUUGGGGAAUUGAGGUGGAUGAACUGAAUUUCUGGUAUUAUUUAUUGGUUGGGAUUGGGGGUUGGUUAUCUUCAGCCUUUUCUCAAACCUCUCAACAUAGCUCGCCUUUUAACCAAUAAAUAAAUUGUAAGAAAAUAAAAAUAAAGAUGUAUUUGACUAAAUUAUGUUUUAAUGAGCAAGACAGACAUUUGGGUGGGCUGAGCUCACAUCUGUCCAUGCAUAGAUCCAGCCCUGCCAUUUAAGCUUAGUAUUUUCAGUCUUGAGUGGUGAAUUGCUGUAACUUAUAAAGUUGAAUUAGCUUAAUUUAUUAAGAUCCUGAAUGAGAUUCAAAUAACCGCAACAUUAAAGCAUGUUGUUACUCACUGUGGCCUUUGUCAAAGGAUCUCGAAUUUUCAUUUAUGCAUGUGAUUAUUAACAUUGGUAUUUUUGGGUGUGGAAUCCUUUGCACGCCUUUGUUAACCAGUUUGUUUCCCUCCAGGGCAUUUGUAUUAAAAUACACGAGCUCUUUUCAAAACUCAUGUUUAAUAAUAAUGGCUUCUUCAGAAUGUGU